UUUCACCAAUUGAGCUCUUUCUUUUGAAUUGUCUACUCAAAGUGCUCUGCACAGCCAUGGAAAAAGCUGAGUUUGUUGACAUGAAGUUGGAAGCUGAGCUUCAACUGGUUGAUGGAAAUAAAGUGGACUGGAAAGGAAGAAGUGCACUGAAAUUCAAAUAUGGUGGAAUGAAAGCUGCUUUGCUCAUGCUAGUCACACUUGGUUUGGAAAAUUUGGCAACUUUCUCGCUAGCUGUGAACUCGGUGCCAUAUUUCAUGGGAAUCAUGCAUUAUCAACUAGAAGAUGCUGCUAACAUGCUCACCAACUAUAUGGGUGUCAGUUACAUUCUCUCUAUUUUGGUGGCUAUCGUUGCUGAUACAUGGAUUGGUAGAUACAAAUCUGUUUUAUUUUCUGGCUUCUUCGAGUUUUUGGGUCUUGCAUUGCUUACAGUACAAGCACACUAUCCUAGUCUUAAGCCAAAAGAGUGCAAUGUCAAUGACAUAACAGUUCAUUGUAAAACACCAAGUCGAGGCCAGGAAGCUAUUCUCUUCAUUGGUCUAUACUUGUUGGCCUUCGGCAGUGCAGGAACCAAAGCUGCAUUGCCAUCACAUGGUGCAGACCAAUUUGAUGAAUCAGAUCCCAAAGAAGAAAAGAAAAUGUCCACAUUCUUUAAUGUUCUCUUGCUUGCUGUUUGCAUGGGUGGUGCAGUCAGCUUAACUUUCAUUGUAUGGAUACAAAUCAACAAAGGAUGGGAUUGGGGAUUUGGUAUUGGCACCAUAGCUAUAUUUUUGGGUACCGUAAUUUUCGCUGCUGGUUUGCCACUAUAUAGAAUUCAAGUUGCUACAGGAAAUAGUGUUCUCCUUGAGAUCAUACAGGUCUAUGUUGCUGCAAUCCGCAACAGAAAUCUUCAUUUGCCUGAAGAUCCAAAGGAACUAUAUGAAAUUGAACAGGACAAGGAAGCUUCUGAGGAAAUUGAGUUUCUACCUCAUAGAGACAUUUUCAGGUUCUUGGACAAAGCAGCCAUAGAUUCAAAACCUGAUAUGCAAUCGGGGAAAUCAGAGGCACCAAGUACAAGUCCAUGGAAACUUUGCAGGGUUACACAAGUAGAAAAUGCCAAAAUCCUUCUCAGCAUGGUUCCAAUAUUCUGUUGUACAAUUAUAAUGACCCUUUGCCUAGCUCAACUCCAAACCUUUUCAAUCGAACAAGGCUACACCAUGGACACAAAAGUCACCAAACAUUUUCACAUCCCACCCGCAUCCCUCCCAUUCAUCCCAAUCAUGUUCUUAAUCAUUCUCGUACCUAUCUACGACCGCAUUUUCGUUCCUGUUAUACGUAAAUUCACCGGUAUUCCAACCGGUGUUACACACUUGCAACGUAUAGGUGUUGGUCUUAUACUUGCUUCCGUAUCAAUGGCUGUCGCUUCAAUUAUAGAAGUAAAAAGAAAAAGAGUGGCCAAUGACAAUAACAUGCUUGAUGCUUUACCAGUAUAUCAGCCAUUGCCUAUAAGCACAUUUUGGCUUUCUUUUCAGUAUUUCAUAUUUGGCAUAGCUGACAUAUUCACCUAUAUUGGUCUCCUUCAGUUUUUCUAUUCAGAGGCACCAAAAGGACUUAAAUCUACAUCAACUUGCUUCCUUUGGACUUCAAUGGCACUUGGAUAUUUUCUAAGUACCAUAGUGGUUAAGUGUAUCAAUGGUGCCACCAAGCAUACCAAAAGUGGGGGUUGGUUAAUAGGGAAUAAUAUCAAUAGAAAUCAUCUAAACCUGUUCUACUUGUUCCUUUCCAUUGUGAGCUUGAUCAACUUCUUUGUCUAUUUGUUUGUUUCAAAGAGAUACAAAUACAGACCUCAAGGUACUAAGGUCUCAGCUGAUGGCAGUUCAAAGGAGUGAACAUAAGGAAGAAAAAAGAAGGCUUUAUAUAGCUCUUAUUAUGCUCUGUUAAGUGACAAAAUAGAGAUUUGGUAACUUUAUUUCAUCUUAAUUCGGAGGUUAUAGUCUCAAAGAUAUUCAUAAUCCUUGAGUAAAUAAUCUGUAUGCCUUUAGGCCUAAUCGAUACCUGUUCAAUCUUCUUGUCACAA
Messenger RNA from Medicago truncatula (barrel medic), 2053 nucleotides. Its product is annotated as protein NRT1/ PTR FAMILY 4.6. Bases 57 to 1865 code for a protein of 602 amino acids. Gene Ontology annotation, molecular function: transmembrane transporter activity. Lineage: Eukaryota; Viridiplantae; Streptophyta; Magnoliopsida; Fabales; Fabaceae. Gene Ontology annotation, cellular component: membrane. The transcript is spliced from 6 exons. Gene Ontology annotation, biological process: transmembrane transport. The record is from RefSeq and is a predicted model, not a curated record.